GUGGGGCGAAGUGACCCAAUAGCGAAGAAUGGCAUCUAGAAAACCGGCAAGAAAUCCAAAAUUCGGAUUUCAGCAAACUCGUGAUGAUAACUCUAAAACAGUUCACCCAAGUAUUUUUAAACAAGCAAGAAAGAGUGGACAAUUAAAUUUAUCUGGAAGAUCACUAACAAAAGUUCCAGAUGAAGUAUGGAGAAUUAACAUCGAUGUACCAGAGGAAUCUAAGACUGUAUCCCUUGACAACACUGAUGACAGAUGGUGGGAACAGACCGAUUUGACGAAAUUGAUUCUGGCCUCUAAUUGGUUGACAGAGCUAUCAGAGGACAUUAAAGAAUUAUCGGCCUUAAGUGUCCUGGAUAUUCAUGAUAACAGAUUAGAAAGUCUACCACAAGCGAUACGUUCAUUAAGUAAUUUGGUAAAACUUGAUGUCAGUCGAAAUCGUCUUAAAGAAUUUCCAGCCUGUGUAAGCCAAUGUCACAGCCUGGUCAGUUUUCACAUUGAACACAAUGAACUCAUUCAUAUUGGUCCUGAAAUCGGUGACCUGAGGAAACUUGAGGAGUUGGAUAUAUCUAAUAACCAGUUAACAAAUUUGCCACCAGAAAUAGGGUACCUUACUAAAGUUAGCAGACUUAAUGUUUCCAAUAACAAGUUUCAAAGUUUACCACCAGAACUAGGAUGCAUGGAUGGCUUAAGAUUUUUUGAUGCUACACAUAAUCAGAUAUCUGUGUUGCCUUCAGACUUUGGUAAUCUGAUGCAUCUUGAACAACUGUAUUUACGACAUAAUAAACUGCAGUAUUUCCCACUACUGUCAAAAUGUCAAAAUUUGAAGGAGUUACAUCUUGGUAAUAACCAGCUGAAAGAAUUAACAGCAGAACAUUUAAAUCACUUGGAAACCCUCAGUGUACUGGAUAUAAGGGACAAUAAAGUAUCUGUUAUACCAGAUGAAAUUGUUGUGCUGACUGGACUUCAAAGACUUGACCUGACAAACAACGAUCUGACAGGAUUGCCUUAUGCUAUGGGAACAAUGACUGCACUAAAGGCUGUUGUUUUGGAUGGAAAUCCUAUGAAAUCAAUCAGAAGGGACAUAAUAAUGAGAGGAACAACAGAAAUAAAGAAAUAUUUGAUGAGUAGAAUGGAAAACACAGACAUACCUGUCAGUAAUAAAGGUGUCCACAGUGGCCAGGGAGAAUCGGGAAUCAUUGGUGGUACUGGCCAAGGAGUCAAUGCACAUGAUAUUUGUCAGUCAAAGGCUUUAGAUUACAGUAACAAGAAGACAUCAGAUGUAUCAGAUGAUGUAUGGACCGUAGCUCAGAAAGGGGAGAUAACUUCUGUCAACCUCAGUAAAAAUACAUUCACAGAUAUUCCUCCAGGGAUGAUAUGUUUGUCUGAAUGGCUGAAAGAAUUAAAUAUGGGAAUGAAUAGAAUAACAGUAUUAAACCCAGAUAUAGGAUUGUAUAUAAAACUGACUAUGUUAGAUUUGAGGAAUAAUCAGUUGACCAGUUUGCCCAGUGAAAUGUAUUCAUUAUUUCAACUGAGAGAAUUGUACAUAUCCUAUAACAGAUUUACCUCUAUGCCUAGUGUUGUUUAUCAACUUAAGAAGUUAGAGAAUCUCUUUGCUGAUACUAAUAAAAUAACCCAGAUAGAUGCUGAUGGAUUUAAAGGUCUCCCAAUGUUGGCCACACUAGACCUGCAGAACAACAACAUAGACCAAGUGCCUCCAGAGUUAGGAAAUUGUACACAAAUUAUGUCAUUACAGUUAAAUGGGAAUGCAUUUAGAAAUCCUCGACCUGCUAUUUUAGCUAAAGGAACAUUGGCAUUGCUGGAAUAUUUACGUAGUCGCAUUGUAUCAUAGCAUUGGAAAUUAAAAUGCUUGGUAUUAAAAAAGUGCUAUUUAAGACAUACAUAUGAAGAUACCAUAAGUACAUCGAUAUUUUGCUUUAAUAUGAUAAAGUUUUGAUUUCUACAAUUAUUGUUCCUUUGAUUGAAUUUUCAAACUUUAUCAUAUAACUAUUUUUGUUCUUUCCAUGAAGGAAUUGGUAAACACAAAAUCAAUAGAAUUGAUUAUUUAAAUUCAUGCAUAUUUUGUGUGGUGCAAUAUGGUGGACUAUAUAUUAUUUUUUAUACACUGUUUUCUGUGAUUAGAUUCUAUGCAUUAAAUUAUAACUUUUUA
Molecule: messenger RNA, 2167 nt
Organism: Mytilus trossulus (common blue mussel)
Lineage: Eukaryota; Metazoa; Mollusca; Bivalvia; Mytilida; Mytilidae
Product: leucine-rich repeat-containing protein 40-like
Exons: 14
Coding region: 29-1849 (606 amino acids)
Molecular function (GO): protein binding
Source: RefSeq, a predicted model, not a curated record